GGAGCGUGCACGAACGUUCACGAACACUCGCGAACGAAAACGCGCACAAGGGGGAAUCAUACAUUCGACAGGGACAGGAUCCGGGCGCGACACGCGGGCGGGUACACGAUAAGACGCACACCUGGGCGGGAGAUGCCCCAGGACAGGGUCACGACUGCAGAACGCGCGGCCACGCGAGGAGUGGACGCGCACCCCCCGGAGAGGGACGGUGACACAACGAGGGGCCACCCACACGGGCCACAGGCGCCCACGCCAAGAAGAACGGUCGCGACACAAAGAAGCCGAGAGUGGACACACAGGCGCGUGCUCGCACGCCCGGGCCGAAGGACCCCUCGCCUAUCAGGGUUGUCACCCUCCAGACGAGAGUGCGCGGGCGGCAGGGGGAUGCGCACACAAAGGGGCUACUCCCACCCUCGCACAGACGCCCGGAGGGGCCCAAGCUUGCAGAAGGGGACCAUAAGACAAAGGGGACACACCCACUGGGGCCGAAAAAGGCGGCCACACCCCCAACGCACCGGCACCCCGACCCACGCAGACACACCACGGGCACCACAGCUAGCGACGCGGGGCGACGCACACACACCCACACUCACCACACACCCACGGAGGGGGUGUGGAGGGCCCCUCUCCCCGGGCAUCUCGGCUGCAGCGCGACAAGGUGACACAUCCGGGAGCCCCGCCGCGCGCCAGAUGUGCACUCACCGGGGCCCGCCGCCCGCGAGCCUCGGACGCGGGCCGCCGCCGCCGCCGCCGCCUCGGGCCCUCCACGUCAGCCAGCGGGCGGGCGGGAGCGGGCGGCAGCGCAGGCGGCGGGCGUAUCACGUGGGCAGCAGCGCGCAUGCGUAACCGUGCUCCCCCGCCCCCCGCUUCCGCGGCGGCGAGCGGAGCGAUCUAGCUUCCCCCAGUGCGGGCUUGCUGGAAGCCGGCGAGGGUCGCGUUUUUCUUCUCUCGCACCCCCCCCCCCAGGCUUCCCGGACAGCGCUUGCGCAGGGGACUCGAAGCUGAGGUGGUCGAGCUGUCGGGAGGGGUCUGGGUGGACGC
Messenger RNA from Acinonyx jubatus (cheetah), 1041 nucleotides. RefSeq names its product spermatogenesis-associated protein 21-like. The coding region runs from base 133 to 846 and encodes 237 amino acids. The record is from RefSeq and is a predicted model, not a curated record. The transcript is spliced from 2 exons. Lineage: Eukaryota; Metazoa; Chordata; Mammalia; Carnivora; Felidae.